This is a messenger RNA of Guillardia theta CCMP2712, 1317 nucleotides long. RefSeq lists its product as hypothetical. NCBI's taxonomy places the organism in Eukaryota, Cryptophyceae, Pyrenomonadales, Geminigeraceae. The record is from RefSeq and is a predicted model, not a curated record. Gene Ontology annotation, biological process: protein phosphorylation. The transcript is spliced from 6 exons. Gene Ontology annotation, molecular function: ATP binding; protein kinase activity. Bases 1 to 1317 code for a protein of 438 amino acids.
AUGAAUGAUUGUAGCUCGUUACUUUCAAACUAUCUUGCUUCUCAUCACUCAUUGUCUUCGCACACAAUAUCCUUCGUUGCUCUUGAUUGCGAUUUCUUACAGGACUCUAGUGGGUCUUGUUUGAAGAGCGUGGGCGUGGACCUCGACGUGAGAAUCGCCUCGUACGAUCUUGAUUCUUCUUCUCCACAAGAAAAGGACUUGUCGCUUGUGUGGGCUCUGUGUGAGCACUUCGGAACCCGAGAAGGAGAUGAGAAAGAGAUAACGUCUUCUACUUCCUUCAGAAAGUUGCCUUCUUUGCCGAGCUUGGCAGAAGUUGAAGAGACAGACGAAGACGCCUAUGAAACAUCCUGCACUUCCACCCCAUCUUCUAUGAUGAUGAGCGACUUUGGGUUCAACAGCGACAACCGAUCUUCUGGUAGUAGCGACGAAUCUUCUUCACAGGAGAAAGUCAGGUUCAAGGUUCUGUCAGACUUCAUGAACCAGCCCACUAGUCAUACCAUCAUGGUGAAGAGAGAAGCGAUCCAAGUGGAGUACAAGUCAUCGACGCUGGGGAGAUACGGGGUGUACUACGACGCAGUAUGGAAGAACAGCAAGUGUUCCGUCCUGGUGCUUGACAUGAAGAUCAGCAAGGAAUUCAAACGAGAAGAAGCCAUCGGUCUCCUUGAAGACUUGGUCGAUCUUCGACAUCCUCAUAUCCAGAUGUAUCAUGGUCCUGUUGCCGUCCCUCUCAACGAGACCUCGGUCUGGGUGCUUGCAGAGCUCAGUACCAUGACGAUGGAGAUGAGGGUCAAGGCAAGGCCCAUCUCGAAGCGUUUGGUUCAUAGGUGGGCAUUGCAACUUUGCCGUGCUCUUUCUUUCCUUCAUUCGUCUUCUCCUGCUUUCUUCUUCGGCCGGCUGGAGCCUCAAGACCUGAUCCUGGACGACCACGACCAUGUCAAGGUUGCGGAUGUUGGCCUUAAGAUGGCGUUGAGAAAGAGGGGGAUGAUGAAGACGUACAAGCACAGACUUAACCUCAAUUGCAAUGAUUACUCUGCUCCUGAAGUGAUACGAGGAGAUAUGUUCGGCGCAGAAGCAGAUAUUUACAGGCAAGCGAUGGUGAUCUUUCUCUUCAUUCUGUGCAACAGAAAUAGGGGAAAGGCGCUUGCUCACCUCACAAAGUUCUUGUCAUGGAAAUGCGGAACCAAGGACCUUCUCAUGAGCUGCUGCUCACAGGUUGUAGAAGAAAGACCACCUCUGAAGGAGAUUAUGGAAAGACUGGAUGAGAUGAAGCAGAAUGAAGACAAGAAGGAAAACAAGCCUCCGUGCCAACUGCAAUAG